AUGAUUUCAAAAGUUAGCCAAGCAGCAAGAAUUGCAAGAAAUAACUCAUUACAACAAGCUAAUCUUGAUUCAUUUUUUAUCUCUAAUUCUACUAACAAUAAUAGAGAUAAUGAAAUGAUAGAAGAGACAGAUUUUAUGUUGGAAAUAA
Dentiscutata heterogama is the source of this 148-nucleotide messenger RNA. The record is from the annotation of a GenBank genome assembly. NCBI's taxonomy places the organism in Eukaryota, Fungi, Glomeromycota, Glomeromycetes, Diversisporales, Gigasporaceae.